AUGGCCCUCUCCUUCCAGGAGGCGGAUGGCUGUGCACUGAUAUGGAAAUUCGUCAACAGCGUGCAACAGACUUUCCAGGGCGGCAUGGCCGCUGCCGACGACAGUCUUUCCGACGAUCUGGCUAUGGAGAUGCCCAGCACCAUUAGCCUUCCACCAGCCGAAAUAGGGAACCUCCAGGAAAUUGAGACUAGCAUGCGCAUCAUGAGUCAGACAGUCAAUGGACGAGACGCGCUGGCUAAGUGCAUCAUGGGCGAGGACUACAUUGGCAAGCUGAUUCCUUUGGUCGAGAUGGCCGAAGAUCUCGAGAGCCUAUCAGAUUUGCACCGACUUUGCAACAUCAUGAAGACCGUCAUUCUUCUCAAUGACACCGCCAUAAUAGAACAUGCCGUAUCCGACGAUUGCGUUCUUGGCGUCGUGGGCGCUCUCGAAUACGACCCCGAUUUCCCGAGCCACAAAGCCAACCAUCGCCACUGGCUAGAUAACCAAGGACGAUACAAGGAGGUUGUACCGAUCCAGGACGACCAGAUCAGGAGGAAAAUCCAUCAGACCUACCGACUCCAGUACUUGAAGGACGUUGUACUGGCGCGCAUACUGGACGAUCCGACUUUCUCCGUUCUCAACUCUCUGAUUUUCUUCAAUCAAGUGGAUAUCGUCCAGCAUCUGCAAGGGAACGGGGAAUUCCUUGGUGAACUUUUCGGCAUCUUCAAGAUAACGCAAACAGAUCAGAGACGGAAGAAGGAGGCUGUUCUGUUCAUUCAGCAAUGCUGCGCCAUUGCAAAGAACUUGCAGCCGCCGGCUCGCCAAACUCUUUACAACAACUUCAUCGGUCACGGCCUGCUUCAGGUCAUCAACUUUGGCCUGCGUCACCCUGACGUGAGUGUUCGGGUGGGCGCGACCGACGUCCUCGUAUCCCUAAUAGACCACGAUCCGCACAUGAUUCGAGGCACUAUUUAUCGACAACUCCAUGAAAGGCAACCGCCCUUGACAGAUUCGCUCAUUGAUCUGCUUUUGGUAGAAGUCGAUCUUGGCGUCAAGGCACAGAUUUCGGAUGCCUUGAAGGUCCUUCUUGACCAGGGCCCUCCGCUUCAGUCGCAGGAGGCUUUCGCAAAAGCCAACGGAGAGUUCCCAGGCCGACGGCCUCAGGCAAUGCAGGAUCCUCAGCACUCAAAUCUCCUUGACAACUUCUACGCUUCAUCAGCAAUACGGCUCUUCAGGCCCCUCACCGACCUCCGAGGCCGCACCAACAUGGCUUUCCCCUUGCAACAAGCGUCAAUGUUCACAUAUCUCAUUGAAAUACUUUGCUUCUUCAUCAGGCAACACCAUGCGAAAUGCAGACCCUUCGUUCACCAACAAGAUCUACUCCGGCGAAUUGCUCAGCUAUUUGCCUGCCCGGAGAAAUAUCUCCGACUAGUUGCCAUUCGCUUCUUCCGUAAUCUAGCAGGAAUGCAAGACGAGUUCUACGACCGGCUCAUCAUGGAACAUGGCAUCUUGGAGCCUUUGCUUGACAUGGUCUCCCAAUCUAUGCAUCGGGACAAUCUCCUCAGCUCCGCCUGUGUCGAGUUUUUCGUGUUCGUUACCGGGCAAGAGCACAGAAAGGCCAUGAACAAGUUCCUCGUCCAAAACUAUCGGGAACGGCUAGUCGACUUGAGUUACAUGGAAACUUUCCGCAACGUUCUAGUGCUUUACGAUCAGACUCAAGGCCACACCGCCGAGUUCUACACAGAAUCAGAAGAGGAUCUGGCAAGACGGACGGCUGCCAACACCAACCAGAGGAUGAUGGAACACAUCGCUGUAGAUCAAGCCGAGGAGGAUUACUUCAACACCUCGGAUGACGAAGAUGGACCUGAGAGCAGGGCUUUUGACAAGGUGCAGCCCACAAAUGGCUCACCAGCGUCCACACCAACCUCAAAACCGCUGGUCGAUUAUCCUUCGGAUGAAGAGGUGGACGAAAACGCUGAUCCCGAGGUGCUGCCAACGUCUGGAGAGAAGCAAGACGGAACUGAUGGCGCUUCCGAUACGAGCAGUGAAUCAUCCUCGGUGGCACCGCCAGAACGUCUGUCCGAGAAGAGACGUCGCGAAGAAGAUGACGAUGAUGAGCUUGGGAAGUUGAUGCACAACAAGCGCCGAAACAGUAGUUCUGCAGGGUCGAAUGCGUCAAUGACAUCAAGUAUGGUCAGGAGGAAGAAGACCUUUGCGGACCGGUCAAGCACAGCAGCGCCGAAAAAGAUAGCGAUCAGUAUAUCACCUUCAGUGAAAACUGGUGGGACGGCGAGGUCGGAUGAUGAAUCCUGA
Molecule: messenger RNA, 2292 nt
Organism: Colletotrichum phormii
Lineage: Eukaryota; Fungi; Ascomycota; Sordariomycetes; Glomerellales; Glomerellaceae
Product: component of IIS longevity pathway SMK-1-domain-containing protein
Exons: 4
Coding region: 1-2292 (763 amino acids)
Biological process (GO): protein dephosphorylation; DNA damage response
Cellular component (GO): protein phosphatase 4 complex; nucleoplasm
Molecular function (GO): protein phosphatase activator activity
Source: RefSeq, a predicted model, not a curated record